AUGCCACUGGAAGAUCCCCGACGACGUCUUCGAAGGGCUGCCUGUGAGGGUAAUCUACAACUCGUCAAGCGACUUAGUACCAAGACUAAUCUACAGAAUCAUGAUUCAGAGAAUGGAUGGACUACGUUGAUGUACGCCACUAGGUAUGGCCAUACGGCUACCGUAGAAUAUUUAUUACAGAACGGUCAUGAAGAUUACGAAAUCUCCAGAGAUUUCGAGAAUAACACGACACUUAUCAUUGCUGCACAAUACGAUUACUUGGAGAUUGUAAAGUUAUUUGUCUCGGUAUUUCCAGAUAGCGUGGAUAUGGCGAAUAAGAAGGGACAAACGGCGUUGAUAUUGGCAUGUAAAGAAGGUCAUAUCGAGAUAAUUAAAUUUCUUCUUGGAAACGGAGCAAAUAUUAAUCAAACUGAUCAUGAUGGAAAUACGGCAUUACAUUAUGCUGCUGCAUGGGAUCGUUUUCAGGUGGUCAAGUUUUUAAUUGAAAGUGGUAUACAUUAUAAUGUCAAGAAUGCAGCAGGAUGGACAGCUCUAGAUUAUUCGUUUUCACGAGAGCUGGAGACAUUCCUGCAAGAAUGUGUUCACAAAUACUUCGAAGAAGCCAAAAUUACACGUAAACGAAAUCUGCGUGUUACGGUCGACUCUGUUUACGGCAUUGAGAAUUUUCCCAUAACCACAAGGUCAGCAACAUUUCCCAGGCCUAGUAAUGAAGCUGCUGACAAUGGAAUAAAGUCUGCUGGUUCUAUGGAUAGCUUGUCUCCCGAUGAUUCUAAUCUUGUGAAGAGGAAAGAGUCGCUACCUUGGUAG
Messenger RNA from Paraglomus occultum, 807 nucleotides. The record is from the annotation of a GenBank genome assembly. Lineage: Eukaryota; Fungi; Glomeromycota; Glomeromycetes; Paraglomerales; Paraglomeraceae.